CAUUAUAUAUUAUCAUAACUGCAUUACCCUUUACGCACCCCGCUCUCUUCCGCCUUGUUAUUGCUCCCUUCCUUCUCUCUCUCUCUCUUUCUCUCAGUGGAUCAUUUUAAUUUUCAACCAUUAAACAUUAUAUAUCAGUUAUAUAUCUCAGCAAGGAAAAGCCAUCUUCUUUCCAGAUUUGCAGAGAUCUCAGCUAAUGUCAGAAGAUAUGAAUCUAUCCAUAAAUGGUCAGUCUCAGGUCCCUCCUGGUUUUAGAUUUCAUCCCACAGAAGAGGAGCUUCUUCACUAUUACCUCAGAAAGAAAGUGGCUUAUAAAAAGAUAGACCUUGAUGUUAUUAGGGAAGUUGAUCUCAACAAGCUUGAGCCAUGGGAUAUACAAGAGAAGUGCAAAAUAGGAUCCACCCCACAAAACGAUUGGUACUUCUUCAGCCACAAGGACAAGAAAUACCCAACGGGGACCAGAACUAAUCGUGCAACGGCUGCCGGGUUCUGGAAAGCAACUGGCCGUGAUAAGAUUAUCUAUAGUGGCUUUAGAAGAAUUGGAUUGAGGAAGACAUUGGUUUUUUACAAAGGAAGAGCUCCACAUGGACAAAAAUCUGAUUGGAUUAUGCACGAGUACAGGCUGGAUGAUAACACUCCCUAUGACUCUAAUGCUUCCAAUCCCAUCGGAGAUUCCGUGUCUGAAGAUGGCUGGGUGGUUUGCCGUGUAUUUAGAAAGAAAAAUUAUCAGAAAACCCUAGAGGGUCCUAAAAGCUCCUCGUCCACUUCUCUGGAUUCAAAGACACAGAUGCUUUGUUCAGCCAACGUUGGGGUUCUAGAUCAAAUUCUUCUGUAUAUGGGAAGGACUUGCAAGAUGGAGAAUGAUUCAUUGAGUAACAUGAACAUCCCCAACACCAACAACAGCAACAAUCGAAGAAUGCUUGUAGCAAACAACGCAGGAAUCGGCGAAGAGUUACAUGAAAGGUUUGUGCAUCUCCCCAGGCUCGAAAGCCCAACUCUCCCUUCGCUUCCCAUGAGUAGUCCACCCUUUGAUGAAGAAAGGAGAUUCGAGUCUUGUUACCAAUCCAUCGAUGAUAUGCUGACUGAAACUGAGCCACCUUCAAUCAACCAAGGGGACGGUGCUUGUGAUCACCCAGGUUCUUUUCAGAAUACUAAUGGGUCCAAAAAUGGCGUUAAUAACUGGGUCACCCUGGACCGACUUGUGGCAUUCCAGCUAAAUGGUCAUGUAGAGACAAGCAAGCAAUUAUCAUGUUUUAGUGACUCUGAUGCGGUUUUCAGUCUUUGCCACGAUGAUGAUAGUCAAUCAUCGCAUAUAAAUUUGCAAAGAUCAAAUCAAAACUCGCAAGUCUACAGCAACGAGAAUGAUCUAUGGAGCUUGACGAAGUCAUCCUCACCGUCGUCAUCAGACCCCUUAUGCCAUUUGUCGGUAUAAUAGGAGUACAUGUCAAGAUCAUAUAUAUAAAUACAUACAUACAUAUACAUACGUAUUUGCAUAAAUAAGGGUUAAAUAUUAGAAGGGGACUUAAUAACGGUGUAAUCGAUCUAAUUACCGAUCAUCUCUCUGGAAAUGUUGUUAUUGGGAUUAGAGAUUAAUAUGUUCUUUUUUACUUGGUAAUCUCUUCCAAAGGGGAUUGUGGUCUUACCCUAAUUGGUUAACUAUCUUGAAAAGAGAUUGACAAAGUUUAAUCAUAGCUUAGUGCUGACUUAAGAGUCUGGAAUCUGGGGCUCAUGUGAUUGUGUGUCAUGGGUCUUACACCAACAACACAAAUAAUUAUAUCCACUUGGUUGCAUUCUGGCAUCGCAUUGGAAAAGUGGUGAUCAGUCAUAUAUUGUUUGCAAAUGGGAAAAAAAAAAAAUUCAAUCUGUUAUGGUGGUGUCGAGGAAGAUAGUGUUGUCUCACCUAUCAAGAUUUUGAGGAAAAAGGUGACCAUCUUUAAGGAAUUAGGAUAAGAUGAAAAAGAAAAGCACGUACGAGCCAGGGCCAACAGAUAUUUAUACUGUACUUCUUUUGUCUUGUUCUAGCUAAACUUCAGCGUGGGUAAACCUUUAACUGCUUUUAGU
Messenger RNA from Durio zibethinus, 2061 nucleotides. RefSeq names its product NAC domain-containing protein 43-like. Lineage: Eukaryota; Viridiplantae; Streptophyta; Magnoliopsida; Malvales; Malvaceae. Gene Ontology annotation, biological process: regulation of DNA-templated transcription. The record is from RefSeq and is a predicted model, not a curated record. Gene Ontology annotation, molecular function: DNA binding.